GUUUCUGACUCUGCAGUGGUCUUCACUCUGAAUAGCAUCUCGGACCUGCUUGGCAUGGGAAUCGACACAGACGAGGACGGACGGGAAUGCAUUUCUAUUCUGUCGUCCUCUCGACAAGUGAAACGGAAAUGCGAAAGAAGAAAAGGAAAAGAGCAAGUAACAGGCCCAACUGCGACGGACUCAAGAACGAAAACAGCCGGACCCAGGCCUCGUUAUUUAGAUGACGCGGCAAAAUCUGUGGUGGUGGACUACAAUAACAAUGCACGGCCCUCCAAGCGACACAAGGUGCCCAAUCAUGUGUUGUUUUCGUCGAAUACGAAGGAGCGCGUGGAAGGGUGUGAGGUUGUGCGUUUGGAGGAGUGGUCGGCGGAGAUGUUGUAUAUGUUAAAGGCUUUGCUUAACAAGAACUGAGUCGACUCUGCUUUCUCUCGCGCGCGAAUUGAUUGGGGUCUUGUCCAUGUCGUCGGCCCUUGUUGUCCUCCAGGUACAUACGAGUCUCAUGAGGUCGAG
Stereum hirsutum FP-91666 SS1 is the source of this 510-nucleotide messenger RNA. RefSeq lists its product as uncharacterized. The coding region runs from base 55 to 411 and encodes 118 amino acids. The record is from RefSeq and is a predicted model, not a curated record. The transcript is spliced from 2 exons. NCBI's taxonomy places the organism in Eukaryota, Fungi, Basidiomycota, Agaricomycetes, Russulales, Stereaceae.